Panicum virgatum (switchgrass) is the source of this 1014-nucleotide messenger RNA. RefSeq names its product hsp70-Hsp90 organizing protein 2-like. Gene Ontology annotation, molecular function: protein binding. The record is from RefSeq and is a predicted model, not a curated record. Lineage: Eukaryota; Viridiplantae; Streptophyta; Magnoliopsida; Poales; Poaceae. The coding region runs from base 325 to 561 and encodes 78 amino acids. The transcript is spliced from 3 exons.
UGCUUGGAUUAGGAGACAGGAACAUGUAGCAAUGAUAGAACGGUAAACUUUUCUGUUUUCUCCAUCUUUCCGAAUGGAAGAAAUCUCUUUCCACACAGUGAAUCUGAGUCCAAGAAGUUUGAAGACAGGUCUUCAUCUAUCUGUUGUUGUGUGUGAAAUCUGUAGUCUACCGAUGACAAAUAAUUGCUUCAAUCUAGUUUCCAUUAGUUAUCAUUUAAGCUUGGGAAAUGUAAUUGUAUGAUUUUCUUGUUUGACCAUUUUUAGGCCAUAGAUCAUGCACCAGAUGCAACGCUAUAUUCAAACAGGAGCCUUUGUCGACUGCAAAUGGGUAAUGGUGAAGGUGCCCUAUCAGAUGCUUACAAGUGCAGGAUGAUGCGACCUGACUGGGCUAAAGGUUGCUAUCGUCAGGGUGCAGCUCACAUGUUACUCGGGGAGUACAAACAAGCCCAUGACGCUCUUCUGGACGCGCAGAAGUUGGAUCCUGGAAAUGAAGAGAUUGAGAGAGAACUACGGAAGGCUAUGGAACUAAUGAAGGUCUCCCCCAAUGAAGAUGAGCAGUGAAGCGUGGCCGUCUGACUACGAGCAGCAUGUGGUGGUAAGAGAAGAAUAGUGAUCAAAGUCCUAGUGAUUAUGCUUAGUUAGGGACAAAUUGUCAGGUGUCUAACGGAUUGCAAGGGGAAGCACGAGACAAAGUGUUCUGCUCGCUGCAGCUGAAAUAGUGCGAGUCUGGAAAGUUGGAAGGGCGUUUCUUCAGCUGGUGGGACUGGACGUACAUAUAUGCUGCGACAAAAUUUGAGAAGAAACUUCUGCGAACUGAACAGUUUGCUGCGCCAUGGAAAUCUAAGACUGACGUGCAGCGUACCAACAUAAAGUGCUUGGUGUGAAAUUGCCUGUUCGAUCGGCAGUGCCACUUCUCCGUAGCCUGUGUGCUGCUGCUAACCGUCUUUGAUGAUGUCGGAAUUAAAAUAAUUGUUUUCUUAAAUGAUAUCAGGCCUGACAAAGCUGUGUGCAGUA